This is a messenger RNA of Leucoraja erinaceus (little skate), 1628 nucleotides long. RefSeq names its product protein-glutamine gamma-glutamyltransferase 2-like. The coding region runs from base 204 to 1058 and encodes 284 amino acids. Lineage: Eukaryota; Metazoa; Chordata; Chondrichthyes; Rajiformes; Rajidae. Gene Ontology annotation, biological process: peptide cross-linking. Gene Ontology annotation, molecular function: protein-glutamine gamma-glutamyltransferase activity. The transcript is spliced from 4 exons. The record is from RefSeq and is a predicted model, not a curated record.
UUAUAAUAAAUUCCAAAACCGAGUUUACCCAUGCCACUUUUUCUGUUUUCAAUGGUGAAAGUUCACAACAAUUUUAACACAAUGGCACGGCAGAAAAGGCAAAGCAUAAAAUGACUUAAUUCCAUUGAAGUGAGUAGGUUCUGGUGCUGACAUAUGGCAGUCUGAAUUUCUGGAAGAGAUUGGUUAAAUUGUGGGAUUUUUUGAUGUUGUCUUUCUUUCUUCAAUCGUUUCCUUGCUUUUUAGCUCUUUACUGCUGUGGACCUGCUCCAGUAAAAGCAGUCAAAGAAGGGGCAGUGGAGAUGAAGUAUGAUGUUCCGUUUAUUUAUGCGGAGGUCAAUGCAGAUAUUGUCACUUCGAUACGAGGCAUGGAUGGCACAAAACAAAUCAUAUCUGUUAAACCUAGACACGUGGGUCAAUUCAUCAGCACCAAGACCUGUGGCUCCAAUAAUCGUGAUGAUAUCACAAAUGAAUACAAGUUUCGUGAGGGGACUGAACAAGAAAGACAAAUAUUUAAUGAAGCUCGGCUCAGAAGUAAACUGCAAGUUGCGCCAGUACAGAAAUUCCAAUUGCAAAUGAAAACUGAAGAAUUGCUUGUCCACGGAUCUGAUAUUCAUGCUCUUGUGUAUAUCACCAAUAAUAGUUUGGAGAACAUGGUUUGCAAGCUUCAUCUUAAUGCUCAGAUACUGAAAUAUACUGGAGCAGUUUCAACAACAUUCAAGGAAUUGCGUGUGGACGAAGUUGCAAUUAAUAAAAACGAAGCUGCAACAGUGCCUUUAGACAUACCCUUCUCAGAGUUUGCCUAUCUCCUGGAAAACCAUCGUACGAUCAAGCUGACAGCAUUGGCAAAUGAUUUAAAAACACAUGAACAAGGAUUGGCAAUGAAAGAUCUUUCUGUAAUCAGUCCUGAAAUCAUGAUACAGACCCUAGGGGACGCAUAUGUGAAUCGUGAGCUUGUUGCUGAAAUCGGUUUACACAAUCCCUUGUCUGUAUCAAUGCAUAAUUGUAUCUUCACUAUCGAAGGACUGGGACUGAUCAAAGACAAGGAACAGAUUAAGUAAGUAGAAAGAGAAUUAGUUGCUGAACACACUCUUGAGCAAAUAAAUUAUUUGCUUUUUGAAUGCAAAUACAGUUACUCUGGCAAUCCUUGAAUUAUGCAACACAUUAUUGGGAUCUUUUAGUCUCCGAAAGGCAGGUGCAAUGGUGAAAUCGGAAAACAAUUCAACUUGCUCUGACAUACAGUGAAUACAUAGCAUUCCUUAUUUAUCAAGUGAAAGGUGAACUUGCCUAUCUCUGCAUAUGCAUAACUUGCAGCUCAGAUGUAGUCAGUGUUUUCUAUUUGUCCAAUUGAAUAACCUCACCGUAUUUAAGUUUCAAGUUUAAGUCUACUGAAGGCAAGUUGUGAAGUUGAAAUAUAUUAAGCAGAUAAGAUUAACCUGAUGCAAAAAUGUGAUAAUUGGAUUCAUAUAACAACCUAACGGGUUCAUCAGAGAAGAAAUCUCUCGGUCUUGGCUGAUCAGGGUUUAUGUCUGACUCUGGUUUAAGCCUCUAUGUUUGAACCAAUAUCACACACAUCAUUUAUGUUCCAUGUCUGGGACCUUAUGAACAAUGUCAAUACAUGAGACCAUUAU